Molecule: messenger RNA, 1019 nt
Organism: Racocetra persica
Lineage: Eukaryota; Fungi; Glomeromycota; Glomeromycetes; Diversisporales; Gigasporaceae
Source: the annotation of a GenBank genome assembly
AUGAUUACAAAACUUUUGAGAUAGUUAGUAGUAGUGAUAGCAAGAAUUAUGGUUACGAUAAAAAUUUUAAUUUAGAUGCUGAAAACUUUCUCCAAGACAAAGAAUUCCAAGAAUUAAAAGAAACAAUAGUUGGAAGCCUAUUCCAAUUUACUUUCGAUGGAGAACUAGUUAAACAAGAAGAAAGUGGGGCUUUCUUGGGUGUAGAAGAAGGAAAAAGUUAUAAAUGGAAAAAACUAACCUCCAGUGUGCCAACCCAAAGUGAACAUUUAAUUAAAGGUGACCCAAACUUGUCGCACGAGAAAAUUAGUGCUAAAAUCAGGAAGUUGAAUCCGGAUGCUCUGCCCGAAGGUACUGAGUGGAAAGAAAGAAUAGAACCUACUGACCUCUUUAUUACUGAUAUUAGCCAACUACUCGAAUAUGUUAGACUUUGUGCCGAAGCCAUUAUGAGUUUGAAAGAAGAAAUAGAUGACGAGGAAAGAUUCGAUUUAGAAAAAAGAAUUAAAGGAAGAUCUCUAGAUCUUUUAGAGGUGUUAAAAACUAGCCUUCAUUUAGAAGAUGGCAAGAUUAACGAGAAGUUGGAUAAAUUAAAAACCCACCAAGAAAAAGAAAAUGACAAUUUAAAAGCAGCCAAGAAAUAUGUGCUAAGCGAAUUAGAAGAAUUAAAAUAUUUUCUUUGUGAUGACGAAACUUUGAAUAAGGAGGCAAACAAAAUUAAAGAAGACAUUCAAUUAGUUGAAUAUUUUGCUAUUAUUAGUAAAGCCAUUAGAAAUAUAAGGAAUGAUGUAAACUUAUCCAAGGUUUCUGGAACAGUCGAACUCCUUUUGCUUAAUAUGCUAAACUCUUCUAAUGCUGAUGAUGAAAUGUUGGAGGCAGAAAUCAGUCGCUUGUCCCCAGAUGCUCUGACCGACAAUGCUACCAUUGAAAGCUUGGCAAAAAAACUCGCUAUAAAUGAUUUAAAGAGGUUGAAAGAUUAUAAAGGUUGUUUAAAGGAUGAUGAACUCAACAAGGCGGUGAACGAG